AUGUUUAACUUUUACCCAAUUUUCCCCCUUUUUCAAAAACGUAUCUGGAAAGAAAAUGCGUCAAGUAAAAUAGAUUUAACUAUUUGGGAAUCCGAAAAGAAUGAAGUUCCAUAUGCAUCUUAUUAUAAUUCUGAAUUGGGAAGGAAAUUUAUGAACUUAGAUAAAAAUAAUGAGAUUUAUAAAUAUGUAUUAAAAGAGUUUGAAAAAUAUCCUAGGUUUGAUGGGGAAUGUUUUGCAGCCGCAAUUGCCUAUUUGGAUUCUCAAAAGUUGAUAAAAGAACAUUUCUUUUUUGAUAAAAAAGAUUUUAAGAAUUAUGCCCUUGCCGAAUAUUUGGUACAAUAUUUUCAAUUUAAAGCUUUUGGUUAUAAAUAUUUCUCAUUAUUCGCAAAUUAUAUAUAUGAAAAAGGUUGUUGUUGUGCAAAUGAUGAAAAUACUAAAAUUUUGGAAAGAAUUCAAUCAAAAGUCGAAACUUUUACGGGAGACGAUUCGAUUAUAAAAUUUUUUUAUGAAGAAGAAUACAAGUACAAAUAUAAUGAUAAAUCUUUACCAGAUAAAUUUAGUGAAAAUACUGUGUCAACUGAAUUAAUUCAAUUAAAAUGUUAUUGCUUAUUUGCGAAAAAUUUGGAAGAGGAGACAGAAUUAAUUAACAAACAAGAGAUAAGGAAUUUAAAGGAAACGAUCGAAAAGUUAAAUGAUGAAUUAGAAUAUGAAAGAUCAUCAAGACAAAAUUUGGAAUUUAACAAUGAAAAAGUUCAUAUGGAAGAAUUGAUUUGUAAAGCAAAAUCCAAAAUUCGAAAUGAACAUCAUUUUUUAUUAGAAUUUCUUCUUGAAACUCAGGAACAAAUAAUUCGCUUACAACAUUUAGAAAAUCUUGAUGAACAAAUUUUUCAAUUAUCUAAACGUCGAUUAGAAGACGAUAAGCGUGCUUUAGAUGAUAAGCUCAGUAGAGAUGAAUUACAAACUCUAUGUGAAGUGAAAGAAAAAUUAACCAAACUGCAAAUAAAUAUGGAACAAAUUUAA
Molecule: messenger RNA, 1020 nt
Organism: Funneliformis geosporum
Lineage: Eukaryota; Fungi; Glomeromycota; Glomeromycetes; Glomerales; Glomeraceae
Source: the annotation of a GenBank genome assembly